Ziziphus jujuba (common jujube) is the source of this 1391-nucleotide messenger RNA. Its product is annotated as mitogen-activated protein kinase kinase 9. The record is from RefSeq and is a predicted model, not a curated record. The transcript has a single exon. NCBI's taxonomy places the organism in Eukaryota, Viridiplantae, Streptophyta, Magnoliopsida, Rosales, Rhamnaceae. Gene Ontology annotation, biological process: protein phosphorylation. Bases 157 to 1155 code for a protein of 332 amino acids. Gene Ontology annotation, cellular component: cytoplasm. Gene Ontology annotation, molecular function: ATP binding; protein serine/threonine kinase activity.
UUUAUUUAUUUAUUUAUUUAUUCAGAGGCCGCCUCCACGUGCUUUUUUUCCUACUUACUUAUAUAAACCAAUUCCCAACCCCAGUCCAGUUUCACUACUACUCCUUCUAACCAACAGCUUCCAUUCUUCAAACGCAACCGUUUUAUUCCUCCGUCUAUGGCUCUCGUACGAGAACGCCGUCAGCUCAACCUCCGUCUUCCUCUCCCCGAACUCUCCGAACGCCGUCCUCGCUUCCCUCCCUCCAUCUUCUCCACCGGAGUCGCCGCCGCCGGAAACUCCUGCACCACCGCCGCCACCACCAACACCACUUCAUCCGCCUCCUCCGGCAUCUGUUUCUCCGAUCUCGAAACCCUCCAGGUUCUUGGCCAUGGAAAUGGCGGAACGGUCUACCAGGUUCGUCACAAACGGACCUCAACAACCUACGCUCUGAAAGUAGUCCACGGCGAUUCGGAUCCAACCGUCCGGCGACAGCUUUUCCGGGAGAUGGAGAUUCUCCGGCGAACGGACUCACCGUACGUAGUCCACUGCCAUUCGAUAUUCGAAAAGCCUUCUGGCGACAUCGCGUUCUUGAUGGAGUAUAUGGAUUUCGGAACCUUAGAAACCCUCCUCCGUAGCCAUGGAACUUUCUCGGAGGCCAAACUCGCACACGUGGCCAAACAGGUCCUCAACGGCCUCAAUUACCUCCACUCUCACAAAAUCAUCCACCGUGAUAUUAAGCCGACUAAUCUUUUGGUCAAUAGCAAGAUGGAGGUGAAGAUCGCCGAUUUCGGAGUCAGCAAAAUCAUGUGCAGGACUUUGGAUGCUUGUAAUUCAUACGUUGGAACUUGUGCCUAUAUGAGCCCCGAACGCUUCGACCCGGAAACUUAUGGUGGGAACUAUAACGGCUAUGCGAGUGAUAUUUGGAGCUUGGGUUUGACACUGAUGGAGCUCUAUAUGGGUCAUUUCCCUUUGUUGCCCGCCGGUCAGAGACCCGAUUGGGCCACCCUGAUGUGCGCGAUUUGCUUCGGUGAAUCGCCGAGCCUGCCUGAGGGUGUUUCCGACGAGUUUCGGAGUUUCCUUGAGUGUUGUUUGCAGAAGGAGUCCGGCAAAAGGUGGUCGGCGGCGCAGCUCUUGACCCACCCUUUCGUGUGCAAAGAUUUGGGAUCCGAUUGGUGAUGGGUUUUAUAGUUCGGGGUCGAGUUUCCGAUUUAGAUGAUCCGACUGUAAUUUGGGUGUCGGAUCUUUUUUUUUGAGUUUUGUAUAUAGUUUCCGGAAUCGGAAUUUUUUUCCUUUUUUUAUUUAAUUAGUUUUCUUUUUAAUCAAGUUUUGUAAAUUCUCUUAGACCGAUGAAUAUCUUUUGGGAAGCUAAAAAUGUUAAUCUCAAUUAAGAAAUAUUCAUACGUGUUGAACUA